Molecule: messenger RNA, 1719 nt
Organism: Penicillium longicatenatum
Lineage: Eukaryota; Fungi; Ascomycota; Eurotiomycetes; Eurotiales; Aspergillaceae
Product: dolichyl-P-Man:Man(7)GlcNAc(2)-PP-dolichol alpha-1,6-mannosyltransferase
Exons: 3
Coding region: 1-1719 (572 amino acids)
Biological process (GO): protein N-linked glycosylation
Cellular component (GO): endoplasmic reticulum membrane
Molecular function (GO): alpha-1,6-mannosyltransferase activity
Source: RefSeq, a predicted model, not a curated record
AUGCUAAUAUUCUACAUAGGAUUCGCAUUUAUUGGGCUUCUAGUUUUGCUCACAUCAUUGAUUAUCCUUCAUAUCCUCAUUGCGCCUUAUACUAAAGUCGAGGAGUCUUUCCAUAUCCAAGCUGUUCAUGACAUCUUGACCCAUGGCUUUCCCGUUACUGAACUUGGCACUGAACGCGCCAAUUAUGACCACUUUGCCUUUCCUGGCGCAGUACCCAGGACGGCUGUUGGCGCAGCGGUACUCGCUAAGGCGUCGCAGCUGGUAAUUGCGGUGGACGGGCGAAUCGACCGCCAAUUCCUAGCUCGAGCGAUUCUGGGCUUAUACAAUGCCAUUGCAUUAUCUACAUUUGCAUAUGGUCUCCGCCGCAGCUUCGGCCAGACCGUAGCUAUAUGGUACUUGCUCUUCCAGAGCAGCCAGUUCCAUCUGAUCUAUUAUGCUUCACGGCCGCUAUCAAACAUGUUCGCAUUUGGUCUGACGACUCUAUCUAUGCGCUAUUUGCUUCCGGAUAAAGUGGGCAGCUCUAGUUCCCAAGCGCAAGGUGCAUACCGUCUAUCACUAUGCCUCCUCACUAUCGCGGGCGUCAUCUUCCGCUCCGAGCUGGCAGUCCUAGUCGCAACGCAGACACUGUUCCUACUACUCUCUGGCCGUAUCAAUCUGUUCAAAACUGCCAUUCCUGCAGGCCUUCUCGGCCUUAUCAUCGGCCUUCUCACUACAGUAUCAGUCGACUCGCUUUUCUGGCAACGCACCCCGCUCUGGCCUGAGCUUGAGGCAUUCAUCUUCAAUGUUGUUCACGGCCAGUCCUCGGCCUGGGGCACAGAGCCAUGGUUUUUCUAUUUCCUUAACGCCCUGCCCCGUCUUCUACUCAACCCCCUAACCUAUCUCCUCGCUAUUCCUGUUGCGCUUCGCCAACCAGCAACACGCAACUCGGCGCUCUCACUACUUUUACCGUCCUUAUCUUUUACAGCGCUGUAUAGUUUCCAACCGCACAAAGAAUGGCGCUUUAUCCUCUACAUCAUUCCAUCUUUGACAGCUGCUGCUGCUCUUGGCGCCGGAUACCUCUGGACACACCGAUCGCGCUCGUUUAUCGCUCGCAAUGCCUCCCGUCUUCUGAUUCUGUCUACAAUCGCAUCUUUCCUGCUUUCUAAUCUUGUUCUUCUUCCCGCAUCCGCGGCGAAUUAUCCUGGUGCGAUGGCGUUGAAUGCUUUACAUAGCUACCAAGACGGGGAGACGAGUUCUGUCAAGGAUAUCCAUGUUUACCUUGGUAAUCUUGUUUGUCAAACGGGUGUUACACGUUUCUUGCAACGACCGAGCACUGCUGAUGAACGUUGGACAUACGAUAAGACUGAAGACGAGGUGAUUAAGUCGACGGCUUCUUUCUGGGAGAAAUUCGAGUAUGCUCUUCUUGAGGCUUCGGCGGAGCCUGCAUACCUGGAUAUGGAUGAGACGCGUCUUCGUGACGCACUGCCUGCUUCGCAGUGGGAGACUGUUGAAGUCAUUGAGGGCUUUUCGGGGGUUUCCAUUCUUAGACGUGGGGAACCGGCCGUGGGAAGCGCCGAGCGGUGGGUUUUGUCUUUGGUUGGUGGAGAUCAUGCUAUCGAGUUAUUUGAACAUGUGCGUGAGAUGGCAAGGAAGCUUGUGCUUAAGGGUUGGUGGGUUGAGUUGAAGAUGAGGCCGAGGGUGAAGAUUUUGAGGCGGUUGAAAGAUGCUACAGACAUUUGA